GGCCUCAACCCCCCCCAAAUUCUACCCAGGCUCCCGCUGCACCAUGUAUCGCGCUGUGCGGCUCCUCGCGCGCUCGCGUCGCCUGGUGCGGGCUCCAGGCUCAGCCUCCGCCCCCGGCCUCGGAGAGGCGGCCGUGCUUCUGCUGCGGCCCCCGGACGCCGCUCGAAUGGCAAGCCAAAAUUCCUUUAGGAUAGAGUUCGACACCUUUGGUGAACUCAAGGUCCCGAAUGAUAAGUAUUAUGGCGCCCAGACUGUGAGAUCUACGAUGAACUUUAAGAUUGGAGGUGUGACAGAGCGCAUGCCAAUCCCAGUUAUUAAAGCUUUUGGCAUCUUGAAGCGAGCAGCUGCUGAAGUAAACCAGGAUUAUGGUCUUGAUUCAAAGAUUGCUGAGGCCAUAAUGAAGGCUGCAGAUGAGGUAGCCGAAGGUAAAUUAAAUGAUCAUUUUCCUCUUGUGGUAUGGCAGACUGGAUCUGGAACUCAGACAAAUAUGAAUGUAAAUGAAGUCAUUAGCAAUAGAGCAAUUGAAAUGCUAGGAGGUGAACUUGGUAGCAAGAAACCUGUGCAUCCCAAUGAUCAUGUUAAUAAAAGCCAGAGCUCAAAUGAUACUUUUCCCACGGCAAUGCACAUUGCUGCUGCCAUAGAAGUCCAUGAAGUGCUGCUGCCAGGACUACAGAAGCUACAUGAUGCACUCAAUGCAAAAUCUAAAGAGUUUGCCCAGAUCAUCAAAAUUGGACGCACUCACACACAGGAUGCUGUUCCGCUCACUCUUGGGCAGGAAUUUAGUGGUUAUGUUCAACAAGUAAAAUAUGCAAUGACGAGAAUAAAAGCUGCAAUGCCAAGGAUCUAUGAGCUCGCAGCUGGAGGCACUGCUGUCGGCACAGGCUUAAAUACUAGAAUUGGCUUUGCAGAGAAGGUUGCUGCCAAAGUGGCUGCACUCACAGGCUUGCCUUUUGUCACAGCUCCAAAUAAAUUUGAGGCUCUAGCCGCACAUGAUGCUUUGGUUGAACUCAGCGGAGCUAUGAACACUACGGCCUGCAGUCUAAUGAAGAUAGCAAAUGAUAUUCGUUUUCUGGGUUCUGGUCCCCGGUCAGGUCUGGGAGAGCUGAUCUUGCCUGAAAAUGAACCAGGAAGCAGUAUCAUGCCAGGCAAGGUGAACCCUACCCAGUGUGAAGCACUGACCAUGGUUGCAGCCCAAGUCAUGGGGAAUCACGUUGCUGUCACUGUGGGAGGCAGCAAUGGACAUUUUGAGUUGAAUGUGUUCAAGCCAAUGAUGAUCAAAAAUGUGUUACACUCAGCCCGGCUGCUGGGAGAUGCAGCUGUUUCCUUCACAGAAAACUGCGUCAUGGGAAUCCAGGCCAACACAGAGAGGAUCAGCAAACUGAUGAGUGAAUCUCUAAUGUUGGUGACAGCUCUUAAUCCUCAUAUAGGGUAUGACAAGGCAGCAAAGAUUGCUAAGACAGCACACAAAAAUGGAUCAACCUUGAAGGCGACUGCCAUUGAGCUUGGCUAUCUCACCGCAGAGCAGUUUGAUGAAUGGGUGAAACCUAAGGACAUGCUGGGUCCAAAGUGAUUUAAAUAAAUUUAUAAUAAAAACAAUUAUGUUCUAAAAAAAAAGAGAAAGAAAUGGAAAAGACUUCUUAUUCUUAAACAGAGAUGGAUGAAUGUGUAAGGAAACUGCUUCUGAACUCGACUGUGUCUAGCAAGCAACUUGGUCGACCUAAGAAGCCCUAGGAUGUGCUGAGUCCAAAGUGAAUUUGAAAAGUGUAAAAUGAAGCAAUUAAAUGUGUAAAGUCAAAGGAAACACUCAUUUUUCUUCUAUGUUAAUUGACUGUACUAUAGUCGAAUCUCAUUUUGGUGUAUGUGUGUCCAUUACUUCACAUUCUUUAUAAAAGAGCCAUAUACAUUUUUAAAGAGUUUUAGUUUUUUUGCUUGGUGUUGUUUUCAGUUCCCCUAUAAUGAAAAAGUACCUGUUGUUUUGUUCCUAAGUCAUAUACUUCCAUUUCUUUUCUUCUGUGAUUUGGGAGCAUAAGCUCACUUGCCCCUCAGAUGUAUGCGCAUGCACACAUGUGUGCAUAUGAGUAUAUAUGCGUGUGUGUGCCUGAGCAUAUGUCUGUCAGGAAAUGGGGCAGGUUUAAAAUUGGGGCCGACAUAUUCCAUGUGCUGCGGACACACACACCCCCCUCCUGUCCUUAGCUGAAUGACCACAGAAGAGCUGCUGCCUAUGGGCCAGGAAUUGUAGGGUGUGCAUGAGCAAGGACCAGGGUGCAGGCUGGAACUUGGGAAGAGAAGGGAGGGGGUUGUGAUCUCUCUGCGCCAAUGCCAGGAUUUUUCAGCAGGAAUUUAUUGGAAACAACCACAGGGGAUUUUGAACAAACCGGUCUGGGGAGAUCAGGCCUGAUUGAACUAAAACUGAAGCUAAAGGCUUGAUUGAACAUAGAAUCCGCCUCCAUUAUGGAGGCAGUAGGACAGUUUGGUUUGUUAUUUUCUUCAUUCCUCAUGUGGUAAAUUAUGGGAUCGUGGAGACAAAAUCCCGCCAGAUAAAGCAUCUCAUUUGUAAGUAGUGCUCUAUCAAGUGUUUUUUUUUAAAAAAUGGGAAGCGCCACCUGAUACUUCUUGGAAAAUUGGCAGUCAGCACCCAUUCCCUGUGGUAUUUAGAAGGCAGCAUAGAUAGCAUGUAAAAUUGUAAUUAAAGUUCUAGAACCUUUGUGAUGAAAAAUAGAAUUAUGUUCUUAUAAUUAAUCUCUUAAGUCUGAGUGGGCACUCUUUUUUUUUUAUCAUAAAAAGGAUUUCAAGCUUUUUUGUGGAACUGGAAACUAUCAGAUAUACUUUCCAUCCCAUCAGUAGUCGUUUUUGCCAGUGUUCUUCACAUGCUGGUGAUAUGAUGCUUGCACAGUUUGCUUUAAAAUAAAGCUUGCAUUCUCUUUGUCUA
Molecule: messenger RNA, 2929 nt
Organism: Canis lupus familiaris (dog)
Lineage: Eukaryota; Metazoa; Chordata; Mammalia; Carnivora; Canidae
Gene: FH
Product: fumarate hydratase
Exons: 10
Coding region: 44-1570 (508 amino acids)
Biological process (GO): malate metabolic process; fumarate metabolic process; tricarboxylic acid cycle
Cellular component (GO): tricarboxylic acid cycle heteromeric enzyme complex; mitochondrion
Molecular function (GO): fumarate hydratase activity
Source: RefSeq, a predicted model, not a curated record